Messenger RNA from Malassezia restricta, 2070 nucleotides. Its product is annotated as gamma-tubulin complex component 3. Gene Ontology annotation, cellular component: equatorial microtubule organizing center; centrosome; gamma-tubulin small complex. The transcript has a single exon. Gene Ontology annotation, biological process: mitotic cell cycle; microtubule nucleation; cytoplasmic microtubule organization. Gene Ontology annotation, molecular function: gamma-tubulin binding; microtubule minus-end binding. The record is from RefSeq and is a predicted model, not a curated record. NCBI's taxonomy places the organism in Eukaryota, Fungi, Basidiomycota, Malasseziomycetes, Malasseziales, Malasseziaceae. Bases 1 to 2070 code for a protein of 689 amino acids.
AUGGCCGCUGUGGUGCGUGUGAGCGACGUGCAGGACGUGCGUGUCCCGCGCGCGGAGCUGCUGACGAGGCUGCGUGCGCGGCAGGGCGUGUCGCUUGUGCCGGAGCACGAGCUCGUGCGCGAUGUGCUGUACCUGUUCCAGGGCAUGUCGGGCACGCAUGUCCGGUGGCGCCACGAGUGGCAGCUGCCGUCCGACGACGGGUCGCGGCCGGCGCACAUGGACAUGCGCCUCGACUUUGACGAGCAGUAUGGCAUGAUUGCGCCGCCGACGCGCGCGCUGAUCCACCGACUCGCGGAGCUGGGGCAGUUGUACGAGCGCGUGCAGCGCUACGUCGACGAGACGCAGCAGACGAAGGCCUCGCUGCACCUGGCCGCACAGAGUCUGUGCUACUUUCUCGCGAACGAGCUGCACGCACACUGCGAGCUCGUGUCGGCGUGGGAUCGCACCUGGCACGCGCAGGUGGAAGGCGACGGCGGCCGGCCGCUGACGCUGCAGCGUCUCGCGUCCUGCACGCACGAGCCUGUGAUGCGGAUGCGCCUGAUGAGCACGAUCGUGGCCAGCUGCGAGCACGCGCAUGGAGGCGCGCUUGUGUCGACGAUACACACGUACACCCUCACCGGCCACCCGUUCAUUCGGCGGUACACGGCGGCGAUGCUGGAUCAUGUGUCGCGGCCGUUUUUCCAUACGCUGUCGCGGUGGCUGUACUACGGCGAGCUGGACGAUCCGUUCAGCGAGUUUUUCGUGCGGCGUGCGACGGCGCCCGCCGAGCGGCCGCACGUCGUCGACGAUCUCGUCGUCACGUCCGAGCAGGGCGUGGAUGCCGCCGACGUGUGGCACCAUCGCUUCGUGCUGAGCCGCGAUAUGCUGCCGACCUUUUUGAGCGAGCACUUUGCGCGCAAGAUCUUCUCGACCGGCAAGAGCCUGCACUUCCUGCGCGAGUGCUGCCUCGAAGGCAGCGCGCCGUCGCGCCACCGGCGCGAGCUGCGGUACUCGGACAUGGCCGGCCUCGAGCAUGCGAUUGACGCCGAAUUUGCGCUCGCGAGUGGCCAGCUGUGCACGCGCAUGCUGCGGGCGUUCCGCCUCUUUGAUCAUCUGCGGGCGCUCAAGUCCUAUCUGCUGCUCGCGCAGGGCGACUUUGCCGAUGCGCUUCUCCAGACGCUCGGGCCGAGUCUCUCGCGCCCGGCGUCGACGCUGUACCAGCACAAUCUGAGCGCGGCGCUCGAGACGGCGAUCCGCGCGUCGAGUGCGCAGUACGAGGACCCCGAGAUCCUGCGCCGCCUGGACGCGCGCAGCCUCGAGUUUGGGCCGGGCGACACGGGCUGGGACACGUUCACGCUCGAGUACCGUGUCGACUCGCCCGUGAACGCCGUGCUCGAUGCGUCCGCGAUGGCCGGCUACCAGCUCCUGUUCCACUACCUGUGGCACAUCCAGCGCGUCGCGUCGCGCAUCAGCACCGCAUGGACGCAGCUGCUGAGUGUGCAGAAGGAAGUCGCGCGCAGUCGGCACCGCCGAGCGCUCGGCCAGCCCCUCUUGCUCCAGCUGCGCGCGACGCACGCGCACCUGUGCGAGAUGGUGCACUUUGUGCGCCAGCUGCAGAGCUUUAGCGAGCUCGAGGGGCUCUCGCAUGCGUGGCAGCGCCUCGAGCACGACCUGCUCGUGUCGCCGCCGACCGACCUGGACCACCUCAUCGAGAUCCACCGGACGUAUCUGCACACGCUCAUCCACACGACGCUCCUGCGCGCGCCCGGCAGCGGACGCCGCACGACCGAUCACCUCGCGCACGAUGUGCGCGCGCAGCUGCACUGCAUCCUCGCGUACGCCGACGCGACGGACGAGCUCGGCAUGUAUGUGACGGCCGAGCUCGCCCGCCUCGCGAGCGAUGCCACCGCGCCCCUCGCCGCGGCGGCGCGGACGCACGCGCACGUAUCGCAGCGCCUCGCGACGCACCACACCGAGUUCGUCGAGCGCCUGCACACGAUGCUCGCUGCCCUCGAGCGGCAUCCCACGCUCACGGUCCGCGACCUCGCGCGCCGCUGGAACUUUAAUGCCGUGUACCAGCGGCGCUCGUGA